AUGGCGUCGCCUCUGUCCUGGCUGUACAUUAUUCUCUGGCUAGAAAAUGCCCUAGGGAAACUUGAAGAUGAAGACAACUUCUACUCAAAAAACAUCAGUCGGAUCCUGGACAACUUGCUCGAAGGCUAUGACAACCGGCUGCGGCCAGGAUUUGGAGGUGCUGUCACUGAAGUCAAAACAGACAUUUAUGUGACCAGUUUUGGGCCCGUGUCAGAUGUGGAGAUGGAGUACACGAUGGAUGUUUUCUUCCGCCAGACAUGGACUGAUGAGAGGUUGAAGUUUGGGGGGCCAACAGAGAUUCUGAGUUUGAAUAACUUGAUGGUUAGUAAAAUCUGGACACCUGACACUUUUUUCAGAAAUGGCAAAAAGUCAAUUGCUCACAACAUGACAACACCUAAUAAACUCUUCAGAAUAAUGCAGAAUGGAACCAUUCUGUACACCAUGAGGCUAACCAUCAAUGCUGACUGUCCAAUGAGGCUAGUGAACUUUCCUAUGGAUGGGCAUGCUUGUCCGCUCAAGUUUGGGAGUUAUGCUUACCCCAAAAGUGAAAUCAUAUAUACAUGGAAAAAAGGUCCACUCUACUCAGUAGAAGUUCCAGAAGAAUCUUCAAGCCUCCUUCAGUAUGACUUGGUUGGACAAACAGUAUCUAGUGAAACAAUUAAGUCUAACACAGGUGAAUACGUAAUAAUGACGGUUUAUUUCCACUUGCAAAGGAAGAUGGGCUACUUCAUGAUACAGAUAUAUACGCCUUGCAUUAUGACAGUCAUUCUUUCCCAGGUGUCUUUCUGGAUUAAUAAGGAGUCUGUUCCAGCAAGAACUGUCUUUGGGAUCACUACUGUUUUAACCAUGACCACUCUAAGCAUCAGUGCCCGGCAUUCCUUGCCAAAAGUGUCAUAUGCAACUGCCAUGGAUUGGUUCAUAGCAGUGUGCUUUGCUUUCGUCUUCUCUGCUCUUAUUGAGUUUGCAGCUGUCAACUACUUCACCAACCUUCAGACACAGAAGGCAAAAAAGAAGGCCCAGAUUGCAACCCCAUCCCCAGUGACAAUAUCAAAGGCACCUGAACCCUUGGAAGCGGAGAUUGUUUUGCGUUCUGAUUCCAAGUACCAUCUGAAGAAAAGAAUCACUUCUCUGACCUUGCCAAUAGUUCCAUCCUCUGGGGCCAGCAAAGUCCUCAGCAGAGAGCCUAUCUUACAAUCAACACCUGUUACACCCCCACCACUCUCACCAGCUUUUGGAGGCACCAGUAAAAUAGACCAGUAUUCUCGAAUUCUUUUUCCAGUUGCAUUUGCAGGGUUCAAUCUUGUGUACUGGAUAGUUUAUCUUUCCAAAGACACAAUGGAAGUGAGUAGCAGUGUUGAAUAGCUUGCAACUGGGACAAAUUGCAUUCUCUAAGUUCUCAUUUUCUGUAUGUAUACAUAUAUAUUUAAUAGCAUUAAUACUCACGUAAAUGGUUUCCCGAACAUGAAAUCAAAAUUGAAAAUCUGUAACACAUAGCUUUCAAUAAGCAUGUGUGGGCCCAAAAGCAAUGAUGUUACCCCUCAAAAGUGAAAGUCAAAGGUUGCUAGAAAAUGACUUUUUACCAGAGAAUGAGAUGGAUUCAAGAUGAAUUUUCCAACCUUUGUCCUUCAUUGUUCAAUAUUUUUAAUUGUCACUGUGAAUAACAUUUACCACAAGGCAGAUAAAGUAAGAAAUGCUGACACUUCCAAAGGUUGCCUUAAAAUAUGUUUAUUUUAGCUUCAUUUCUAAGAAAGCAAAAGAUAAGUACAGUCUAAAUAUUUAUCAGUAGGGUAAUACCAGCAUGUUGGAUGCCUUUAUGCUAGGAAAAUAGUUUUCAGUGCCAUUGUAAAGCCUAUAUUGAGUUUAGCCAUUUGCUCUUAACCUCGC
Messenger RNA from Tupaia belangeri chinensis (Chinese tree shrew), 1884 nucleotides. It is a transcript of the gene GABRA6, whose product is annotated as gamma-aminobutyric acid type A receptor subunit alpha6. The record is from RefSeq and is a predicted model, not a curated record. Gene Ontology annotation, molecular function: extracellular ligand-gated monoatomic ion channel activity; GABA-A receptor activity. Gene Ontology annotation, cellular component: membrane. The transcript has 9 exons. Gene Ontology annotation, biological process: gamma-aminobutyric acid signaling pathway; monoatomic ion transmembrane transport; chloride transport. Bases 1 to 1362 code for a protein of 453 amino acids. Lineage: Eukaryota; Metazoa; Chordata; Mammalia; Scandentia; Tupaiidae.